UUGGGCCAAAUGUAAUCUAAUCUAAUCUAAUCUAAUCUAAUUCUGUGGUCUGCAGUAUUUUGCUUUUAUUCUCCAAGAAUGAUACCUGUACUCCAGAUAUCAAAUUACAAAGAAUGUUAACAGAAAGCAGAGUUGUAUUCUUUGAAAUUUAGAAGGUUAAGUGGUGAUUUGAUUGAAGUUUGUAUUGUAUUCAGGAGGCCAAAUUGGGUGGAAAAGGAGAAGCUAAUUCCACUGGUUAUGGAGUCAAGGACUGAACAUAUUCUCUCCAAAUUAGAACCUGUCUUUCAGGUAGAAUACUGGGGAGCUGUUUUCCACACAAUGGGUGGCAGAAGAUUGAAACUCUCUUCUGCAAAUGUAAAGUGAAGGCACUUAGUUAUUAAUUUCAAGUCUGGGAUGGAUAGUUUUCUUCAGAAAAGUUACUAAGACAUAAAACAAAACUACUGCAGAUGCUUGAAAUCUGUCAGAGUUACAGAGAUUGCUGGAGAAACUCUGCAGUGUCUGUGGAGAGAGAACCAAGGUUGUGAAAGAAGAUGGGGCAGUGAUACCUAAAUUAGUGAUAGCAGAAUCUAGAGCGACAGAAUUGGCAGAAGUGUUAAACGAUUUCCUUUGUACUCCCAAAUGGCUAACAUCUAUUUUUCUUCUGCAAUCGUGAUGUUUGACUUUGAAACUGGGCGAAAUUAGCAGGGUCACAUUUGUCCACCUCAUGAUUUGUAAAGUUUUACCCUCUUCAUCACAAACAGCAUACUAUUGAAUAUACAACUUUAGUUUACAUUUACUUAACACUAAUUUGCCUGUACUAUAAACAAUUUCAUGCGGUUAAUUGGUGCAUAUGAUGACCAUUGGCUGGAUGUGAAAUUUGAAGAUGUGCACCUCCCGGGCAUGUUUUUACAGAUAUAUCUUAUUUCCGUUGGAUUAGUUGGAUUUCCUGGAGUUUCUGCUGUCAGCCACAUUUCUCUCCAUUGUGUUUUGUGCCGCUCACAUGGUGGAUUUUCCUUCCGUUUCUGAUUCCCAGCUUUCCAGAGAGCACAAGGAACGGAUAUGGACACGAAUCACAGUUCUCUCCUCUCCACUGCUGGUUGCGAAUCAACAAGAUUGACUUAACAGUCCACCAUCACUUAAAAGAGGAGUGUAAAAGGGAAAGCUGCCGUAUAGUCCGGGGGAGAAAAUGAUAUAAUGGCAGCAAACCUUACCUAUAAACUUUGGUCAGGAAGAAAAUCAGUUCCAGUUUUGGUCGGAUUCGGUGUGAAAUAAACCAUGAGGUCUUCCGCCUCCAGAAUAUCAACGUUCUCCUCCAGGGAUUCAUUAUGGAACCGAAUGCCCGAUCAAAUCUCAGUGUCGGAGUUUAUAGCCGAGACGACGGAGGAUUACAACUCGCCAACCACGUCCAGCUUCACCACCAAACUGCUUAACUGCAGAAACACAGCGUCCUUGCUCGAAGAGACUUUAGAUUUGGAUAAAAAUGCACUACAAAAGGUAAAGAAAUCGGCAAAAUCAAUAAACACUUCAGGUCAAGAACAUGUGCAAAAUGAAGAAAACUAUGCACAAGCACUAGAUAAAUUUGGUAGUAAUUUUUUAAGUCGCGAUAAUCCUGAUCUUGGCACGGCUUUUGUUAAGUUUUCCACUCUCACAAAGGAACUUUCAACAUUGCUGAAAAACUUGCUGCAGAAUCUUAGUCAUAAUGUCAUCUUCACUUUGGAUUCACUAUUGAAGGGAGAUCUGAAAGACGUCAAGGGGGACCUGAAGAAACCUUUUGACAAAGCAUGGAAGGAUUAUGAAACAAAAUUUACUAAAAUUGAAAAAGAGAAACGGGAACAUGCAAAGCAGCAUGGGAUGAUUCGAACUGAAAUUACAGGAGCUGAAAUAGCAGAAGAAAUGGAAAAGGAGCGACGGGUCUUUCAGCUCCAGAUGUGUGAGUAUCUCAUUAAAGUGAAUGAAAUCAAGACAAAAAAGGGUGUGGAUUUGCUCCAAAAUCUCAUCAAAUAUUACCAUGCACAAUGCAAUUUUUUUCAGGAUGGCUUAAAAACAGCAGAUAAGCUGAAACAGUACAUUGAGAAACUUGCUGCUGAUUUAUACAAUAUCAAGCAAACACAGGAUGAAGAAAAGAAGCAGCUGUGUACACUCCGUGAUAUGCUCAAAUCCUCACUGCAACUUGAACAGAAAGAAUCUAGGAGAGAUUCCCAAAGUAGACAAUCUGGAUACAGUAUGCACCAGCUUCAAGGCAAUAAGGAAUAUGGCAGCGAGAAGAAGGGAUAUCUCAUGAAAAAAAGUGAUGGUCUUCGAAAAGUUUGGCAGAGAAGAAAGUGCACAGUCAAGAAUGGCUACUUGACAAUAUCCCAUGCAACUACCAACAGACAACCAGCAAGACUGAAUCUCCUCACUUGCCAGGUGAAACCCGCUGCUGACGAGAAGAAAUGUUUUGACUUGAUAUCACACAACAGAACCUAUCACUUCCAAGCAGACGAUGAACAGGAAUGUCUAGUAUGGAUAUCAGUAUUAACUAACAGUAAAGAGGAGGCAUUAAACAUGGCAUUCAGAGGAGAGCAAAGCAGUGGAGAGAACAGCAUAGAGGACCUAACCAAAGCCAUCAUUGAAGAUGUGCAGCGGAUGCCUGGCAAUGAUGUCUGUUGUGAUUGUGGAGCUCCAGGUCUUUGGUUAUUUUUCCCAGUGAUUCCUGUUGAAGAACCAAAUAAACCCCGGCUGGCAGCCACUGCUCCCAGUGCUGCUAUUAGUAAUGAAGCAGUUGGCAGCUCAUUCAUUAGGGAUGGGCAAGCCCUACAAUUCACCGUCUCCCUUGAAGCCAAGAAUGUCAUAACAGGAUUUCUGCUGCCAUUCCGAAUAAAUGAAAUAAAUAAAUUAUGUUGCUUCCAGCUGGCCAAGAAUGUAGGAAAUAUCAGUUUCAAUGAAAUUCUAGAAGCCAAUCUACCACAACCAUCACCAAAGCCAAUUCCACAUAGUGACAUGACUGCACGUAAAGAAUACAUACAUGCAAAAUAUGUAGAUCAUAAAUUUGCCAAAAGGUUGUGCACCUCUUCCUUAGCUAAAAUGAAUCAGUUAUUGGAUUCUGUGAAGUCCAGGGAUUUACUUGCACUAAUUCAAGUCUAUGCAGAGGGAGUUGAACUAAUGGAGUCACUAUCAGAUCUUGGACAGGAGCCAGGGGAAACAGUCCUUCACCUAGCUGUUCGAACUGCUGACCGAACCUCUCUCCACCUGGUUGACUUUCUUGUACAGAAUAGUGGCAAUCUGGACAAGCCUACUGCAAAAGGAAACACAGCUGUACAUUACUGCUGCGUGUUCGAUAAAGUGGAAUGUUUAAAAUUGCUUCUUCGGGGCAAACCAAGUUUAAAUCUAGUAAACCAGAGUGGAGAAACAGCCCUAGAUAUAGCGAGAAGAUUGCAGCGUCCACAGUGUGAAGAAUUGAUCAGUCAAGCUGCUUUAGGAAAAGUUAAUCCUCAUGUUCAUGUAGAAUAUGAGUGGCAAUUACGGCAAGAAGAAAUUGAUGAAAGUGAUGAUGACUUGGAUGUAAAGACAAGUCCUGUAAAAAAAGAGCGUUCUCCAAGGCCACAGAGCUGCUGCCACUCUUCUAGUCUCUCCCCACAAGAUAAACUUAUGAUUCCUGGACUUGGCAUAGCACGGGAAAAACAGCGACUGUCUUAUGGGGCGUUUAGUAAUCAAAUAUAUGGAGGUGGAACGGAUUCUCCAACAUCACCAGCCACUGAUGCCCCUCCUCUUCCUCCUAGGAAUCCAAGCAAAGCUCCACAUGGCCCAGUCCCUCCUUCAGUCCUUCCUGUAGGUCCCCAGGUCACAACCGGCAGCUCCACUUUAUCAAAGAAGAGACCACCGCCCCCACCCCCUGGACACAAACGAACCUUAUCUGACCCACCAAGCCCGCUACCUCAUGGUCCCCAGAAUAAAGGUCUGAUUCCUUGGGGUACAGAUUCUGGUCCCCCACAGUCAAAUCGAACAGGAAAUAAGUUUGAGGGGUUGUCUCAACAAUCAAGUACUGGAACUGGAACCACAAAAACUGCCUUAGGUCCACGAGUGCUUCCAAAACUACCUCAAAAAGUGUCCUUGAGAAAAAUCGAUAGUAUCCAUCACAGUUCAGUAGAUAAAUCAAAUCCAGACACUUUUCAGAAGCCACAUCCAGGAGACCUGACCCAGAAAUCACAUGUGGAAGAUCCCUCCCAGAAGCCGCAUCCAGGGGACCUGCCCCAGAAGCCGCAUCCGGGGGACCUGCCCCAGAAGCCGCAUCCGGGGGACCUGCCCCAGAAGCCGCAUCCGGGAGACCUGCCCCAGAAGCCGCAUCCGGGAGACGUGCCUCAGAAGCCGCAUCCGGGAGACCUGCCCCAGAAGCCGCAUCCGGGAGACCUGCCCCAGAAGCCGCAUCCGGGAGACCUGCCCCAGAAGCCGCAUCCGGGAGACGUGCCUCAGAAGCCGCAUCCGGGAGACCUGCCCCAGAAGCCGCAUCCGGGAGACCUGCCCCAGAAGCCGCAUCCGGGGGACCUGCCCCAGAAGCCGCAUCCGGGGGACCUGCCCCAGAAGCCGCAUCCAGGGGACUUACCCCAGAAGCCGCAUCCGGGGGACCUGCCUCAAAAACCCAAAGAUCUGCCACCAAAACCACAGCCAGGAGAAAUCCCUCAAAAACCCCAUAUCGGAGAAGUCAUCCAAAAGUCCCAGCCUGUGGAGAUGUCCCAAAAGCCACAGGUUCAGGAGAUUUCUCCAAAGCCACAGACAAGGGACAUACUGCAGAAACAGCCAUCUGAAGAUGCAAAUGGUACACCUCCCAGUUUACCUGAAACCCCUGUACCCCUACCACGGAAGAUAAAUACAGCAAAGAACAAAAUCCGCAGGGUAAAAACCAUAUAUGACUGCCAAGCUGACAAUGACGAUGAACUUACCUUUAUUGAGGGAGAAGUGAUUGUCGUAACUGGUGAAGAGGACCAGGAGUGGUGGAUUGGCUAUAUUGAGGGGCAACCUGACAGAAGUGGUGUCUUUCCAGUAUCCUUCGUGCACAUUUUAUCUGAUUAACAGCCUACAAACUUCAGCGUCACACAUACACAACUGUGGAUGCUUUCAUCUGAUGUUGUAAAGCAGCUGAAACUUGCUUAUUCCUGUGCAUAUUUUGUACAUAGAUGAUCAAGAAAAUCAUUUGAGAUCCACCUUGCAAGGUGACUGUAAAUACUGUUACUUGCCUUUGCCAGUAUUAUAAUAGCCUUGGAACCAGGCACACCUUAUUUGGUGUACUGCAGCCAUCCAUGGCAACUAGCACUUACUAAUUAACCUAUGCUGUUGAUGGGAUACAUCUGCCUGCUUGUCAGAUUUAUAGGCAGCCUCAUUUAGUAAUUUAACUAUAUAAGCUUGACUUUUGUUCUUGACAUCAUCUCAGUAUUCUAAAUAAAGUUAAAAAUAGCAGUUUUGCUGAGAAUAGGUUCAGGUUUCAGUUUGCACUGAUCCUCGUUGUCCUCCUGCUUUUAACAUGGAUGCUGUGCAUACUCUUAAUGUACUCAUGGGAUUAUGUGGUUUUGAUUGUAAGUGAUCAGACAAAGUUACUUGAGAGUGAAUGACUGGGAAACUUGUUAUAGUUUCUUUUACCUCAUCUGAGGAGAUAUCGGAGUUACAGAUAAACAGUUUAAUAAAUGAAAGUUGCUACAAAACAGCCUUUAAGAUGAUCCAUUAAGAAUAAUUGAAAAUUCAAAAUUUAUUUUUAAUUUUUCCAAGUCUGGUGUUAGGGAUUGAAAGCAGAGCAUGAAUAACUCUUUUCAGGAUUGGGAUGUCUAGGAUGGAAAAGUUCAAUUUCCCUCUUAUCUAUUAACAUUUUAAAUGUUAUUAACCUAAAUAUUGAGGUUAAAUUCUAUCUCAAUCAUCAAUGCAUUGUUUUAGUUUAAUUUAUAACUAAGAUUUGGAAGUCUCUGAAGAGUCUACUUUUAAAUAGAAUUGAUUGAGUUACAGGACAUUAACAUAAACAAGUCCAGUUUUAGCUUGACAGAGGGAAUGUCACUGCCUCCUUCUCCAGAGAUGGAUGGCCUUAACUCUUCAUGGUACUAACACCUGGGAGUGAAGGUCCUCAAAAAUUGACUGUCAUAUGCUUAUUCAAACAGUAAACAGUGCAAAAGCAACCGUACACACAUUGUGCAAUGUGUGCAGUUAUCAAUUUUAAAUAUAUACAUUGUAUACCAUAUGUUUACACCAUUUGGAAUAGUACAUCAUUGCACGUAAACCUGUACGCUGAAGAUACUGUUCUAAUGUUUGUUUAAUCUCCCUCCUUUUUGUUUAAAGUGCAGUUUCAUCAAAAGUAUGGUUUUGAAAUUUGCUGGUCCUGUUGCAGCAAGCAUUCACAUGAAACAGAUCUUGUCUUUGAAUAUAUCAAUUUAGUCAUUGUAUGGAUAAAUUGGCCAUUUUUGAGGGAGAGGUGGGCUAUACAUGUUUUUAAACAAAAUACCUACAAAUUCAGACUGGUUACUUGUGUUCUGUGUCAUAGAGAAUAAAUUGCAUUCUUUGCACAAUUCUUGAAUUGCUUGGGGAACAAAAGUGACAGUGAAUCGUUAGGUUGCUUAAAGCUUUAAUAACUAUACAGCUUCAUAUUCAUUACUGAUAUUCAGUUACUGAAACUCAUUUUAGGGACCAAACAAAAACAAAUCAUUCUGAAAAGGAAUCUAUUUACAUUUCAUACCUGGCCAAGAAAAAGGUAGGUUUUGAUAUGAUUAAAAUAUUCGGUUAGUUAAUGUGGAGUUAAGCUUAGCUCUAAUGACAACCGACUAUAUUCUUUACAAGGAUGUAAUUUAAUUCUUAAUAAAGGUACCUAUUUCUUUAAGUUUAGAUAAAAGUAAAUAAUUAAAUUGAAUUACCUGUAUUUGAUAAGACUUCUGGCCUGGUGCCACAGUGGUCUUGUGCAAUGCUGAACUGUUACCAGUGUACUUAUAUUGAAAUAUUCAGCUCCACAAAUUGGCUGGGUCCCAAAUCUUACCCCAGCAUUUUGAAAUUGUUUUUAAUUUUCCUUUAUUUUGAUUUCAAGUGGAAGUGGGAACAAGCUAUUGAUGGUGGACUUUGACACUUGCCAUAGUUACUGCAUCAGAUUGCCAGCAUUUGGCUAGCCAGAGCUUGUUAUAAGUCAGUGCAUAAUCGUCAGAAGAUAAAUAUUUGAUUAAUCACAUUCAAAUGCAAACCGGUUGCACAUUGUGCUUCAAACUACAAUUUUAUGCUAUCAUUUCAGAUGAGUUUAGUUCAUUUUAAAAUAAUGGUUUGUAAAUGGAUAACUUCUAAAUGUACUGAAUGAUGAGCAACUAUUGUGGAUUUUAGCACUUCGCUCUGGUUCUUUCAGCAACAUAUCCCUGUCAUCCUGGAUUAGGCUUCCCUUAAAUUAUGUAUUCAGUAAAUCAGGCGGUACAAUCAACCUACUGAAUGUAAAGGUGUGCGAUAUGACCGCAGCUUACUAUAUCAUGUGUUUGCAUUCUUUAUGUAUAAAAAUUGCUAUGGGAAGAUAUUUUAAAAAGCAAAAUGUUUAUGUUCCAAUGUUAUUGCAACAUAAAAUCCUAUGAAGUAUUCUAAACUGAAUGUAUUUAUUUCCUCAUUCAUUCCGUUGAACGUGCAAAAACUUUCUAUUCUAUAUGUGUGUUUUCCAUAGCCCAAGCCAUAUACAGCAAAAUCAAAAAAUUGUCUAACAUUCCAAGGCAAAAUAAUUUGGUUAACAGCUCAAUAAGUUGAAGUUAAUUUCAAAUUAUUAGAUAUUAGAAAUGGCAUGAAACAUAUUGAACUGAAACUGCAAUUCAUGUGAUCAGACAUAAGUUUAAUCAACAACUCUACUUUAAAUCUACAGCAUACUGCAUACACUAUUGGCAUUGCAAUUCAAAGGUAUCCAUUUGUAGCUGGAACCACUAAACAGUCAAUAUAUUCUGUAGUUAAUGUUGACACAUUUUGCCACAAUACAAAUGAAUUGCUUAGUCCUAAAUAGUGAACUGAAAUUUGUACUAUUGUGACUAGAUAAGGGGGUAAUUAGUCUUCUCCCAUCUGAAACCCUCUUGGUUUGUCAACUAUUUCUUUUCACAUGCAGCUUUAGUCAUGUUUUAAUUCAAAUGUAGCAGUUGUGAAAAGGAGCCAAUUAUAAGCUUUCUUGAAAGAAAUGAAUUGUUACAAAACAAGAAACGUAAUAAAACCACAAAUACACAUCCAACACAAGUAAAGGUUUAAGAUGUCAGAUACAGACAAGAAUAAAGACUAUAUAGGUUGAAGUCGCUUGAGCGGAGAUGUUUGUUUGACUUUACCCUCAGCAGUAGAAAAAUCUGUUGCCAUGAGUUUUCAGUGAAUGUUUUUUUGAAGAAAACAACCUUUAACUGUGCAUGGUUUUUAAACAUGCAAAAAGAGACAGGCUUCUAAUCUUGCAUGUUACCAAACUCUUUUACCCUCUGCUGCUCAAAGUAUGUCAAUUAUGUAUUCCCAAAGCUGGGUUCCAUUGUUUCACCAAACUGGAUACACCACAGGCAAGCUUUCACAUUCAGCAUGGUGAAAUGAGAUACCAGUUUCUUAACACUUGAAAUCAGUCGACACUUAAAUUGCACUUUAUUCUAUUUAGAAAAAUAUUAUCUUGAGGUAAACUUAAAUUUCUCAUUUAGGCUCUUGUUUUCAUUCAAUGGAAUAUAGAGUCAAGUAUUUGAACCAGUUUGAUUACAUGCAAUAAAAGUUAAUCUUAAAAAUGGACAAAACCUUUUUCUUUAAAGGAUAUACAUUAAGACAAUCCAUUUUGUUUUUGUACUUAAAUAAAAGCCAUUAAUCAUGCGUUUCAAGUUUAACCUUUGUAUACAGCUAAAAUCUUGAUUCAUUAGAUUUGCCUCAAAUAUGGAAUGUGCAAGUUACUUGCUGCAUGCCAGCAUGGGACCUUCAUUUGAGGACAACCUCAUUUCCGUUAGAUAAUUCCAGAUAAUGUUCAACCUCAUUAUGCCUCCAUGCAUAAUAUUUUCUGGAAUUUAUGAAUGCUACCAGCUGAGCUCUACUGUCUGGAAAUAAAAAAGAUAGCAAAGUACAGAUUAUUGUUUUAGGGUUCAAAGGCUCAUAACACUGAGCCAAAAUAAAUUUUGCUUUUCUUGA
Molecule: messenger RNA, 9075 nt
Organism: Chiloscyllium plagiosum (whitespotted bambooshark)
Lineage: Eukaryota; Metazoa; Chordata; Chondrichthyes; Orectolobiformes; Hemiscylliidae
Source: RefSeq, a predicted model, not a curated record